Saxophila tyrrhenica is the source of this 1221-nucleotide messenger RNA. RefSeq names its product Subunit of heteropentameric Replication factor C (RF-C) (gene RFC2). Gene Ontology annotation, molecular function: ATP binding; ATP hydrolysis activity; DNA clamp loader activity. The coding region runs from base 1 to 1221 and encodes 406 amino acids. The record is from RefSeq and is a predicted model, not a curated record. The transcript has 2 exons. Gene Ontology annotation, cellular component: DNA replication factor C complex; nucleus. Gene Ontology annotation, biological process: DNA repair; DNA-templated DNA replication. Lineage: Eukaryota; Fungi; Ascomycota; Dothideomycetes; Mycosphaerellales; Extremaceae.
AUGGCCAACUUCUUCGACAUUCGAGCGCGACAGGCCGCAGCAGCGACACAGGCGUCUUCAUCAAAGCAAUCGGCACCAGCGCAGGACAAUCGACUGCAGCCAUGGGUGGAGAAGUACCGGCCUAAAUCCCUAGACGAUGUCGCUGCUCAAGAUCACACCGUCACCAUUCUCCGCCGUACACUGCAAUCUGCCAAUCUACCGCACAUGCUCUUCUAUGGCCCACCAGGCACCGGCAAGACCUCUACUGUGCUCGCACUGGCCAAACAACUCUACGGCCCCGACUUGAUCAAGACUCGUGUGCUCGAACUCAAUGCUUCGGAUGAGCGCGGCAUCAGCAUUGUGCGGGAAAAGGUCAAGGACUUCGCACGCAUGCAGCUCUCCAACCCCCCGGCUGGCCCCGCCGGUGAAGAGUACAGGAGAAAGUACCCAUGCCCGCCAUAUAAGAUCGUCAUCCUGGAUGAGGCGGACAGCAUGACGCAAGACGCUCAGUCGGCGCUACGGAGAACCAUGGAGACGUACAGCAAAAUCACGCGCUUCUGCUUGAUCUGCAACUAUGUGACACGCAUCAUUGAUCCACUCGCUUCGAGGUGCAGCAAGUUCAGAUUCAAGUCACUGGAUGAGGCCAAUGCUGGGAAGCGGCUAGAAGACAUUGCCAGGCUCGAAAACGUCAAGCUGGAAGAGGGCGUCGUGGACACAUUGCUGAAAUGUAGCGAGGGCGAUCUGAGAAAGGCGAUCACUUUCUUGCAAUCAGCCGCCAGGCUUGUGGGAGCUGUGCAGGCCUCAGGCGCAUCAGAGAAGAAGCGCAAGCGAGCCAAGAUCGAGGAUGACGAAGACGAAGAUACCAUGGACAUCGACGGUCCUUCUGACAGCGCAAGCAAGUCUGUGACUGUCCGCAGCAUAGAGGAGAUUGCCGGAGUCAUCCCCGAAGGGACAAUCGACAGUCUGACAACAGCAAUGCAGCCAUCCAAGGCUGGGACGGUCUACGGUCGAGUCUCGAAAGCGGUGGAAAAUCUGGUAGCCGAAGGCUGGUCGGCGACACAGGUCGUGACGCAACUCUACGACAGAAUCGUGCUGAGCGAUGAGACGGUGGGAGAUUGGAAGAAGAGCAAGGUUGUGCUGUGCUUCUCCGAGACAGACAAGAGACUGGUUGAUGGAUGUGACGAGCAUCUAACGAUACUGGACCUGUGUAUGCAGGUAGCAGGCGUGCUGGGAGAAACAUGA